Molecule: messenger RNA, 975 nt
Organism: Salvia hispanica
Lineage: Eukaryota; Viridiplantae; Streptophyta; Magnoliopsida; Lamiales; Lamiaceae
Source: RefSeq, a predicted model, not a curated record
AGAUUUGAGUUGAAAAGACGAGGCUUUAAAAUACUUUAAGAAUCUGCACUCUCUCCAUUUUUCAACCAAAUCCACUGAUGGGUUUGUCAGAUGGCGACGGCUCAUCGCAGUUCCGCCAAAACGUCGUCGUAAUGCGCCACGGCGACAGGCUCGACAACGUCGCCCCUCUCUGGUCGGCCUCCGCCCCGCGCCCCUGGGACCCCCCGCUCGCCGACGACGGCCACCUCCGAGCCUACGCCACCGGCGACAAACUCGGUAAACACCUCUCCUUUCCGAUCCACCGCGUCUUCGUUUCCCCCUUCCUCCGCUGCCUCCAGACCGCUUCCGGAGUCGUCUCAGCCCUCAACAAAUCCGACGCCGUCGCUAUCAAUCCUUCAAAAAUCAAGGUGUCAAUGGAGUAUGGAUUAUGUGAGAUGAUGAAUUCUUUAGCCGUCCGGCCUAACGUUGCUCCUAAAGAUGGGAUUUUUAGUUUUGACAUUUCGCAGUGUGAAUCUGUAUUGCCUGCUGGAACUAUUGAUAAUACUACUGAAAUGGUGUAUAAGGAGCUGCCAGGAUGGCAAGAGACGCGAGAAGGUGCCAGGGAUAGAUAUAUGCAGGUGAUCACAAGCCUUGCUGACAAAUAUCCGUCGGAAAACUUGUUGCUAGUGACUCAUGGUGAAGGAGUUGGAACCACUAUUGCAAGAUGUUUUGAGGAUGUUGAGGUGGCUGAAGUCGAGUAUUGUGCAUAUUCAGUCUUACAGAGGUCUGUAGUUUUCGAAGAAAGCAAGUCGUUUACUGCUGGACAGUUUGUGGGAUCACUGAAAGAUCUAGCUGGUAUCCAGUUAAUGCAAGUCCAAGAAACCUAGUGAAUUGGUGUUAUGUACUUCAUCUAUUGUCUUCUCUUUUGUUGGAAAUCCUAAUAAACUUUGCCAAUACAUUCAGUCUGAAAAUUGAAAUCACCCAAUGUGGUCAAUGUAAAAGCAUUUUUUUUUCCCA